This is a messenger RNA of Clunio marinus, 264 nucleotides long. Lineage: Eukaryota; Metazoa; Arthropoda; Insecta; Diptera; Chironomidae. The record is from the annotation of a GenBank genome assembly.
AUGUUAGUUGCAUUUGACAAGUUUCAGAUUUUGAGGGGUUUGCCCUUUCGAACCAGUCGUCGUCUCGUCUUAGAGUCACGCAUUUCUCAUGUUUUAGUAACGAGUAACGAAGAAAAUAAAAACGAAACUAUUUUUGGUAGCGCAUCACGAAAAGAAGCAGUGAAAAAGGACUGCGAGUUGGGAAUAAAUGAGAGCGAUGAGACACAUAAGAAUGAUGCAGUUUUCAGAGCAUUUCAGAAAUUAAUUUUCUUACGAAUGCAUUAG